Arvicola amphibius (Eurasian water vole) is the source of this 2379-nucleotide messenger RNA. RefSeq names its product ribosomal protein S6 kinase B1 (gene Rps6kb1). Lineage: Eukaryota; Metazoa; Chordata; Mammalia; Rodentia; Cricetidae. Gene Ontology annotation, biological process: signal transduction; protein phosphorylation; cellular response to insulin stimulus. Gene Ontology annotation, molecular function: protein serine/threonine kinase activity; ATP binding. The transcript is spliced from 15 exons. The record is from RefSeq and is a predicted model, not a curated record. Bases 126 to 1703 code for a protein of 525 amino acids.
ACCCUUGUACGCAUGCUCCGGGGCUGAACUUGAGGAGCCAGUCUGGGGCCUAGGCGCAGACGCAUUGAGCUUAAGCAGCUGGUGAUGGCGGCAGCGGCAGUGAAGUCUGCGGCGGGUCCGGGCCCAUGAGGCGACGACGGAGGCGGGACGGCUUUUACCCAGCGCCUGACUUCCGAGACAGGGAAGCUGAGGACAUGGCAGGAGUGUUUGACAUAGACCUGGACCAGCCAGAGGACGCAGGCUCUGAGGAUGAGCUGGAGGAGGGGGGUCAGUUAAAUGAAAGCAUGGACCAUGGGGGAGUUGGACCAUAUGAACUUGGCAUGGAACAUUGUGAGAAAUUUGAAAUCUCAGAAACUAGUGUGAACAGAGGGCCAGAAAAAAUCAGACCAGAAUGUUUUGAGCUACUUCGGGUACUUGGUAAAGGGGGCUAUGGAAAGGUUUUUCAAGUACGAAAAGUAACAGGAGCAAAUACUGGGAAGAUAUUUGCCAUGAAGGUGCUUAAAAAGGCAAUGAUAGUAAGAAAUGCUAAAGAUACAGCUCAUACAAAAGCAGAGCGGAAUAUUCUGGAGGAAGUAAAGCAUCCCUUCAUUGUGGAUUUAAUUUAUGCCUUUCAGACCGGUGGAAAACUCUACCUCAUCCUUGAGUAUCUCAGUGGAGGAGAACUAUUUAUGCAGUUAGAAAGAGAGGGAAUAUUCAUGGAAGACACAGCUUGCUUUUACUUGGCUGAAAUCUCCAUGGCUUUGGGGCAUUUACAUCAAAAGGGGAUCAUCUACAGAGACCUGAAGCCGGAGAACAUCAUGCUUAAUCACCAAGGUCAUGUGAAACUAACAGACUUUGGACUAUGCAAAGAAUCUAUUCAUGAUGGAACAGUCACACACACAUUUUGUGGAACAAUAGAAUACAUGGCCCCUGAAAUCUUGAUGAGAAGUGGCCACAAUCGUGCUGUAGAUUGGUGGAGUUUGGGAGCAUUAAUGUAUGACAUGCUGACUGGAGCACCUCCUUUCACUGGAGAGAACAGAAAGAAAACAAUUGACAAAAUCCUCAAAUGUAAACUUAAUUUGCCUCCCUACCUCACACAAGAAGCUCGAGAUCUGCUUAAAAAGCUGCUGAAAAGAAACGCUGCUUCUCGUCUUGGAGCUGGUCCUGGGGAUGCUGGAGAAGUCCAAGCUCAUCCAUUCUUCAGACACAUUAACUGGGAAGAACUUCUAGCUCGGAAGGUGGAACCUCCUUUUAAGCCUCUGUUGCAAUCUGAAGAGGAUGUGAGUCAAUUUGAUUCAAAGUUUACACGUCAGACACCUGUUGACAGCCCCGAUGACUCAACUCUCAGUGAAAGUGCCAACCAGGUUUUUCUGGGUUUUACAUAUGUGGCUCCAUCUGUACUUGAAAGUGUGAAAGAAAAGUUUUCUUUUGAACCAAAAAUCCGAUCACCUCGAAGAUUUAUUGGUAGCCCACGAACGCCUGUCAGCCCGGUCAAAUUCUCUCCUGGGGAUUUCUGGGGACGAGGUGCUUCAGCCAGCACGGCAAACCCUCAGACACCUGUGGAGUACCCAAUGGAGACAAGUGGAACAGAGCAGAUGGAUGUGACGGUGAGCGGGGAAGCAUCAGCACCACUUCCAAUCCGACAGCCGAACUCUGGGCCAUACAAAAAACAAGCUUUUCCUAUGAUCUCAAAACGGCCAGAGCACCUGCGUAUGAAUCUAUGACAAAACAAUGCUCUUUUGAUGCAAAAAGAAAACAAAAUUCGGGGAAGGAUGUGUGAACAUCCUACAAGAUAAAAUGAGAAUCAAAAUGGCAGUCAACGCUAUUACCUAGAAUGCUUUGGAGAGAGGAAAAAAUAUACAUGGAUUUAAAAAAAAAAAAAUCAAUCAAUGGUGCAAAAAAUAAACCCACAAAAAAACUCAAGCAAAAUAGUAUUGUGGAACCCACAGACACAUCGAUUGACUGGUUCCUAUCUAGCGACAUCUCAGCAUUAGCAAGGGUUUUCACGUUGAUGGCUCCAAACCGACAGUAUUAAGGGUAGGAUGUUGCUUCUGAAUCACCGUUGAAGCCUGAAGAUGUCAAAGAAGGGUCAUCCUUUCAUAGGCAAAGUAUGAGAUUGCCUGUAAUACUUGCAACUAAGGACAAAUUAGCAUGCAAGCUUUGUCAAACUCUUUCCAGCAACACGAAUCAAAGACAAAAGAAACUUAUCGAUUGAUGUUUUACGUGCAAACAACCUGAAUCUUUUUUUUAUAUAAAUAUAUAUUUUUCAAAUAGAUUUUUGAUUCAGCUCAUUAUGGAAAACAUCCCAAACUUUAAAAUGCAAAAUUAUUGGUUGGUAUAAAGAAAGCCAGCUUCUGUUUCUUCUCUUGAUGAAAUAAAAUACAAAUGAAUCAUUGUUAA